Amorphotheca resinae ATCC 22711 is the source of this 1528-nucleotide messenger RNA. RefSeq lists its product as hypothetical. The transcript is spliced from 5 exons. Gene Ontology annotation, biological process: mitotic cell cycle; microtubule cytoskeleton organization. Gene Ontology annotation, cellular component: microtubule; cytoplasm. The coding region runs from base 83 to 1453 and encodes 456 amino acids. Lineage: Eukaryota; Fungi; Ascomycota; Leotiomycetes; Helotiales; Amorphothecaceae. Gene Ontology annotation, molecular function: structural constituent of cytoskeleton; GTP binding. The record is from RefSeq and is a predicted model, not a curated record.
AAAGAGUUCAUCCCAUCUGCAUUGCUCUUCUACACACAUUCUCUCGCGCCGAACCAUCAACCCCUAACAUUGCUCGUUCAAGAUGACUCGAGGCGAGAUUCUCCAUCUUCACAUCGGCCAAGCUGGUACCCAACUCGGGAACAGCGCCUGGGAGCUCUACCUCCUUGAGCAUGGCCUCAAGCACGAUGGGCGUCCUGACCCUGACGCGAAAGCGCUCCAUGAUAGCGGAGAGCUCGAUACCGUGUUUACUGAAACCGGCUCUGGCAAAUAUGUCCCCAGAUCCAUCUUUGUCGAUUUGGACCCUAGUCCCAUUGAUGAGAUCCGCACCGGUGAUUACAGACAGCUCUUCCACCCCGAGUUGUUGAUUAGUGGCAAGGAGGAUGCGGCGAACAACUAUGCGCGCGGCCAUUACACUAUUGGAAAGGAAAUCCUGGAUGGUACUUUGGACAAGAUUAGACGUGUUUUGGACAACUGCUCUAGUCUUCAGGGAUUUCUGAUCUUCCACUCCUUCGGUGGUGGAACCGGUUCUGGUUUCGGCUCUCUGUUGCUUGAGCGAUUGAGCACCGACUACGGCAAGAAAUCAAAACUUGAAUUCGCAGUCUACCCUGCUCCUCGCGUUUCCACUGCCGUUGUCGAACCCUACAACGCAGUCCUCUCUACACACAGCACCAUUGAGAACUCUGACUGCACAUUCCUCGUUGACAAUGAAGCCGUCUACGACAUCUGCCGUCGCAACCUUGACAUCCCUCGUCCUUCCUUCGAACAUCUCAACCGACUGAUUGCUCAAGUCGUCAGCUCCAUUACGAGCUCACUGAGAUUUGAUGGAGCGUUGAACGUCGACUUGAACGAGUUCCAGACCAACUUGGUUCCAUACCCGCGCAUCCACUACCCAUUGAUCAGUUAUGCGCCAGUUAUCAGCGCGGCAAAGAGUAGCCACGAGAGCUUCAAGACCCAGGAUUUGACUCUCCAAUGCUUCGAGCCCAACAACCAAAUGGUUGUCUGCGACCCUCGCAACGGAAAAUACAUGGCCGUCGCCCUUCUCUACCGUGGUGAUGUCGUCCCCCGCGACUGCAAUGCCGCUGUUGCCUCCCUGAAAGCCAAGACCUCCUUCAACCUCGUUGAAUGGUGCCCCACUGGUUUCAAGCUCGGCAUCAACUACCAAAAGCCCGUAUCGGUCCCCUCCACCUCGCCCAACGAUGGCGCCCUCGCCUCCGUGGACCGCUCCGUGUCCAUGCUGAGCAACACCACGGCCAUCUCUGAGGCCUGGUCGCGACUCGACCACAAAUUCGAUCUGAUGUACAGCAAGCGCGCCUUCGUGCACUGGUACGUCGGUGAGGGUAUGGAGGAGGGCGAGUUCUCCGAGGCCCGUGAGGAUCUCGCUGCCCUGGAGAAGGACUACGAGGAAGUCGCAGCCGACAGCUUUGAGCCGGAUGAGGUGGAGGCCGAGUACUAAUCCCCUCGUCUCUUUCUCAUGUUUUCGUUUUUUUCGCCGAGGCCAGUAGUACAGUACAUUCUUGAUGCAAAGGGG